This is a messenger RNA of Myxocyprinus asiaticus (Chinese sucker), 4333 nucleotides long. Its product is annotated as conserved oligomeric Golgi complex subunit 3-like. The transcript has 21 exons. Lineage: Eukaryota; Metazoa; Chordata; Actinopteri; Cypriniformes; Catostomidae. Gene Ontology annotation, cellular component: membrane; COG complex; cis-Golgi network. Gene Ontology annotation, biological process: intra-Golgi vesicle-mediated transport; Golgi organization; intracellular protein transport. Bases 15 to 2246 code for a protein of 743 amino acids. The record is from RefSeq and is a predicted model, not a curated record.
GAGUGUUGUUGGUCAUGAUGGCGUCUCUCACAGAACAGCCUUACUCAGAUCUCACUGAGAAAGAAACUAGAGAGAAACUGUCUCACUGGGACCAGCGAGCUGAUCCAAUGGCGCCGUUAACCGACAAACAGACGGACUCGAUUCUUGAGAUCCGCGCCGCCGCUGAAGUGACUCCGAUUCCAGCUGAACUCCCUAUUGAGGACAUCUGCAGCCUGGCGUCUCGUUCCCUGCGCUCAUCUUUCACUACAACUCUGCCAGCAUCCACCGAGGACGUUCUCCUGCAGGGAUUCCAAAUGUUGGAUUUGGAGAGUGAAAGAAUAGAGACCGCUCAACAGUUCUUUAGCUGGUUCUCAAAGCUCCAGACUCAGAUGGAUCAAGAUGAAUCUGCUAAAUACAGGACGACUCGAGAUGUGUUGAACGGCUAUCAGGAGCAGUGUGACGCCAUUCUGACGGAUGUCAACACGGCUCUGCAGCACUUGGACUCUCUACAGAAGCAGUAUCUCUUUGUGUCCAUUAAAACUGGAACACUUCAUGAAGCCUGCGAACAGCUGUUGAAGGAGCAGUCAGAGCUGGUGGAUCUAGCUGAGAGCAUUCAAGAGAAACUUUCAUAUUUCAACGAACUGGAAAACAUAAAUACGAAACUGAACUCGUCAACAGUAUCUGUGAACAGCGAGGGAUUUAUACCGAUGCUUUCCAAACUAGAUGAAUGCAUAGAAUACAUUUCAUCACAUCCCAAUUUCAAAGACUACCCCGUCUAUCUCACCAAAUUCAAACAGUGUCUGUCCAAAGCGAUGCAUCUAAUCAAGAGCCACACUGUCAACAUCAUGCAGAACCUCACCGGACAGCUCACUAAACGGGACCCGAUGGGCGUUCCAAACGCAGAUAAUGCCUUCACGCUGUACUAUGUGAAGUUCAGAGCAGCGGCACCUAAAGUUCGUAGGCUGAUUGAGCAAGUUGAACAGCGAUCUGAAAAAAUUCCUGAGUAUCAGCAGUUAUUGGAUGAGAUUCACCAGUGUUACCUGGACCAGAGAGAAGUUCUGCUCAGCCCCAGUAUAAACUCCUCCAUCACAGACCUCACCAGCCAGAACAGCAAGGAUCACUGCGCUCUGAUGCGCAGUGGUUGUGCAUUCAUGGUCCAUGUUUGUCAAGAUGAGCAUCAGCUUUUCAGUGAGUUCUUCUCCAAACCCACAUCUAAACUGGACGAGCUCCUGGAGAAACUGUGUUUGUCACUGUAUGAUUUUCUGAGGCCUCUGAUCAUCCAUGUCGUUCAUCUGGAGACGCUCUCCGAACUCUGUGGAAUCCUGAAGAUCGAGAUGCUGGAAGAUCACGUUCAAAACAAUGUGCUGCAGCUGGCAGCGUUUGAUGCAGUUGUGAAGCAGAUGUUGGAGGAUGUUCAGGAGCGUCUGGUGUACCGAACACACAUAUACAUCCAGACUGACAUCACUGGAUACAACCCUGCACCAGGAGACCUGGCCUACCCAGACAAACUGGAGAUGAUGGAGAAAAUCGCUCAGAGUCUGAAAGAGGAGCAGAUGAAGUUGACGUCCAACAAUGCUUUCUCUGACGUCCAGCUGGAGGAAUCGGACAAUAAAAAGAUCUGCUCGGUAGAUCCUCGAUUACAGAGCAGUGUUUCUCCAGCAGAUCUGCACGGCAUGUGGUACCCAACUGUCAGACGCACGCUAGUGUGCUUGUCCAAACUCUACCGCUGUAUAGACAGGGCAGUGUUUCAGGGUCUGUCACAGGAAGCACUAUCUGGCUGCAUCCAGUCGCUCCUCAAAGCCUCUGAUGUCAUUCACAAGAACAAGACUCCGAUCGAUGCGCAGCUCUUCCUCAUCAAACAUCUGCUCAUCAUGAGAGAACAGAUUGCACCGUUUCAUGCCGACUUUGCCAUUAAAGAGAUUUUUCUGGAUUUGAAGAAGACCAGAGACGCAGCGUUCAAAAUGUUCAACCCGAUGGUUGUGCCCAAAUUCUUCCGGCUGAACAGUCACAAUGCAAUCCUGGAGUUUUUACUAGAGGGCACACCUGAGAUCAAAGAGCACUACAUUGACUCAAAGAAGGAUGUGGAUCGGCAUCUGAAGUCCAGCUGUGAGCAGUUCAUACAGCAGCAGACCAACAUGUUUGUGAGCAACCUGGAAGAAUUUCUCACCAAGGUAGGAGCUCUAAAAACGAUGGCUGUUCAAGGAGGACCAACCUACAAUCUCUCUCAGCAGCCGUGGGCUCAGCCUGGGUUCACACAAGGUCCAUGAAGUGCUUAAAGUGCCUGAAUUUAGCUCUUAAAAAUGUAAGUACUGGAAUACCUGGAAAAUCGCCUUGUUUUGAUGAAAAGUGCUUGAGAUUAAAACAGACCAUUUCAUCCUUGUAAUGUGUGUCCAUCAAAGAUGAGAUCCCGCACUCACUUUCAUUUAAAGUUGCUACAUGUAAUAUUUUGAGUGUACUAAAUCAUAAAAUGACCAUAAUAUGUCAUUAGAGAAUUAGGAAACAUGCUAAGUUGAAAUACUGGCUUCUCUGAUAACAAUGCUUCAGCCAGUAUAUUCUACUUUGAAGUUUCCAUUCCCGGCCGGAAUUUCUGUUUAUGUUUUGGCCUGUGUGAUCCCACCCACUGCCCACUUACCAGUAGUAUUUCGACACCGCCGGGUUGCCAGAUUUGAACAAGUUUGCAGGCAAACAACACUGCGUGCUGCAGUCAUGGAAGCCAGCAAACGAACUGGAUUAGAGAUAACCGAUUCCACCUGACCUAAAAAGCCUCGCCAUCAGUCUAAAAAGGCGUAGUAAAACAAGGAUAAAUAUCGGAGAUGUCUUUGCAAGAUGGAGACAACUUAAACCCAGGAAUCCUUUAAAACGGACGCCGAGUUGGCUAAUAUUCGUGUCAACAUUCUGGCAACCCGCAUGAGCUUCGAGUCUGGGGCGGGGCAGACAACUCUCCAAUAUUCUGAAUUUGGACUGCAGUACCCAUUUCAAAUGCUUGUUGUCAAUCUUACAUAUAGCACCUUUCAUAAUGUGUCUUUUAGGGGGCCUGGGUAGCUCAGUGGUAAAGACACUGGCUACCAUACCUGGGGUUCACUAGUUCGAAUCCAGGGCAUGCUGAGUGACUCCAGCCAGGUCCCCUAAGCAACCAAAUUGGCCCGGUUGCUAGGGAGCUUCGAGUCUGGGGCGGGGCAGACAACUCUCCAAAAUUUUGAAUUUGGACUGCAGUACCCAUUUCAAGCCAAUUUGGUCUCCUAAGCAACCAAAUUGGCCCGGUUGCCAGGGAGGGUAGAGUCACAUUGGGGUAACCUCCUCGUGGUCACUAUAAUGUGGUUCGUUCUCGGUGGGGCGUGUGGUGAGUUGAGCAUGGUUGCCGCGGUGGGUGGCGUGAAGCCUCCACACGCGCUAUGUCUCCGUGGCAACUCACUCAACAAGCCACGUGAUAAGAUGCGCGGGUUGACGGUCUCAGACGUGGAGGCAACUGGGAUUCAUCCUCCGCCACCCGGAUUGAGGCGAAUCACUACGCCACCACGAGGACUUAAAAGCACAUUGGGAAUUGGGAAUUCCAAAAUUGGGAGAAAAAGGGGAAAAAUCCAAGAAAAAAAAGAAAUAAUGUGUCUUUUAAAAUUCUGUUUUUUACAGACAGAUAGAAAAGUACAAAUAAAUAUGAAUCAUUAAUAUUAAUCAUUAUUAUACAUACAGUUUCAAUAAAUAAUAUGAACUGAUAGAAAGUAGAAUUGUUAUAUAUUUAAAAAGUUGAAUUUUUGUUGAAUCUAACCCUAACCCUUAAUUUUCAACAUGUAUUUUCUCCAUCCAGUUUUGUGCAAAGCAUGAUGGGAACUACAAGUCACUGCGGUUUCAUUUAAUGCAAGCAAAACUACUUAAAUUGUUCCAACAUAAAUGGAUUAAGUAGAGCUGACAAGACACAUUUUCGUUGUAACAACUCAGUUGCAUUAAGUUCACUUGGUUACAUGCAUUUUUUGAGUAAUAUGAACAAGGGAAGAUUCAGUAAAACUGACAAUAGUGAAAGUUAAAUUUUUUUUUUGGAGUAUACAACAAAUAUUACCAUGAUGUAUAAAUAGUGUACAAUUUAAAUAAUUGCAUUAUAAAAUCAAGAAAUCAUUAUGUAUUUAUUGAUUGCCAUAUGGAAAUGGGAAAUGCAGGGAAUUUGCUUAAUUGUCAUGAAAAUUGUCACAGUCACUUUCAUUUCUUAUUUCUUUUGAUUUUGGGUGUGAAAUAUGAUCUGGACAUGUUCUUGAAAGAGGCAGUUAUUAAUUUGCAGCUUUGAAUAAGAUAGAUGCUUGACCAUGUGUUUUUUAUUUUAAAGUUUCUACCCUUAUUAAAAGCUAACGGUGCAUUGCCGCUUCCU